UCGAUAUAAAAAUUGCAGUAACAAUAGUUUUCUCGUACGGGUAAAGAAAAAUUACCAGGAGCAUGACAGUUCCCAAAUUAUUUGUUUAGCUCCUGUGGACGGAAGUUGAAUGUAGAUUUUUGUUGUGUAUAUCCAGUGCAAAAUUAUUAAAAAUUUAUUCCAGGUCGACCGAAUCACAGGUCCCAAAAUGGACACCGUCGAAAUAGAGGAUUUCGACUACGGGGAACUGAAGAACGAUACCGCGUUUAUCAACAAAAAUGAAAACCUUUCCCAGUGCAUCGAACAGAUCCGACAGAAUCUGGUCGCGGCACGGGAGGACUACAAAAACUACGAAAGUUUUACCCUGGAGGAAAAGGUCAAGUACGAUCUGCACCUGUCGUACAGCAUCAACUCGCUAUACUGGAUGUACCACAAGAUCAUUGGUCUGGAUCCGAACAAGCAUGGAAUCAAGGACGAGCUGGCCCGGAUUAAAGCAGCCAUGGUACGCGAAAAGGAAAUCUACGACCACAAGUACAAUCGUCCGCUUCUGGACCAGGAUGCCGCCAAACGGUUCGUUCGAGCCGGGCUUUAUGAUCACAAGAACCGUGACAAACCAGAGGUCAACGAUCCACCACCGAAUAAAAAGAUACGCUUCGAAGAUUAGGGCGCUGCAUCAGCGCGAUGAUUUUCCUUCAAUAAAAUAACUCUUCAAAUACCAAGUUAAA
Messenger RNA from Uranotaenia lowii, 704 nucleotides. RefSeq names its product nuclear nucleic acid-binding protein C1D-like. Gene Ontology annotation, molecular function: DNA binding; RNA binding. Lineage: Eukaryota; Metazoa; Arthropoda; Insecta; Diptera; Culicidae. Gene Ontology annotation, biological process: maturation of 5.8S rRNA; regulation of gene expression. The coding region runs from base 188 to 643 and encodes 151 amino acids. The transcript is spliced from 3 exons. The record is from RefSeq and is a predicted model, not a curated record. Gene Ontology annotation, cellular component: nucleolus; exosome (RNase complex).